Haliotis rufescens (red abalone) is the source of this 420-nucleotide messenger RNA. Its product is annotated as rRNA 2'-O-methyltransferase fibrillarin-like. The transcript is spliced from 2 exons. Lineage: Eukaryota; Metazoa; Mollusca; Gastropoda; Lepetellida; Haliotidae. The record is from RefSeq and is a predicted model, not a curated record. Bases 1 to 420 code for a protein of 139 amino acids.
AUGAGAGGGAGAGGGGGUGGGAGAGAGGGUGAUGGGAGUGGGAGAGAAGGAGAUGAGAGAGGGAGAGGGGGUGGAGGAGAGGGUGAUGGGGUGGGAGAGAGGGUGAUGGGAGUGGAAGAGAAGGAGAUGAGAGAGGGAGAGGGGGUGGGAGAGAGGGAGAGGGGGUGGAAGAGAGGAGAAGGAGAUGAGAGAGGGAGAGGGGGUGGAAGAGAGGGAGAGGGGGUGGGAGAGAGGGUGAUGGGUGUGGAAGAGAGGGAGAUGAGAGAGGGAGAGGGGGUGGGAGAGAGGGUGAUGGGUGUGGAAGAGAAGGAGAUGAGAGAGGGAGAGGGGGUGGGAGAGAGGGUGAUAGGUGUGGGAGAGAAGGAGAUGAGAGAGGGAGAGGGGGUGGAAGAGAGGGAGAGGGGGUGGGAGAGAGGGUGA